This is a messenger RNA of Aspergillus sclerotioniger CBS 115572, 1810 nucleotides long. Its product is annotated as MFS multidrug transporter. The transcript has 5 exons. Gene Ontology annotation, molecular function: transmembrane transporter activity. The record is from RefSeq and is a predicted model, not a curated record. Gene Ontology annotation, biological process: transmembrane transport. Bases 180 to 1694 code for a protein of 504 amino acids. NCBI's taxonomy places the organism in Eukaryota, Fungi, Ascomycota, Eurotiomycetes, Eurotiales, Aspergillaceae.
ACGCUAGCUUCUCCAGUCGAAUCAGGGGGCGGACGAGUGGGUGGUGAUCCGCAUGUCCUAGUGAUCAUCUCCUCCAACACCACCAGAGGUAUGCAUCCCUUGAUUGACCCACCACUAUUUGGUCUUUAAAACCAACCCAUGGACUGAGACAUCCAUCGUGAACGGUUGAUAAUUUCACAAUGGGUGACUACAGUCUUGAAGAGCUCUCUGACUUGAGUGUGCUGGCGUCCGAACAUGGGCUAGAACUGACCCCGGAUGGGUGUCAUUUGCGCUGGGCGCGAACCAACCGAAAGCAUCCGCGGAACUGGCAUCCAGUACGCAAGGCCUACGAUAUUAUUGUCAUCUCGCUGUUGGAGUUUUUUACGACAUGUCUCAGUACCUCAGGAGCCACGACAGCCACCGCUGCUCAGAAUGAGUUCGGGACGGGAAAGACCCUGACGUUGUUUCUCUACGUGUCAACAUAUCUCUUGGGGCAAGGCCUCGGGGGGAUCGUGUUCCCCCCAUACUCGGAAUCCUUCGGACGGAAGAAGCUCUACAUCUUCAGCGCAUCACUAUACAGCGUGUUCUGUCUCGUCAUCGCAGCGGUCCCCUCACUCGGUGCCCUGGUAGUCGGUCGUUUCAUCACGGGCUUCCUUUCCGCCAUCCCUACGGUAGUGAUUACCGGAAGCAUCGAAGACAUGUUCAACACGCAUGACCGGAUUCUGGUCAUGUUGAUAUAUGUUUCUAUGGCAUGUAUGGGUGUUAGUGCUGGGCCCAUUAUAAGCUCAUAUAUUGCUGUUCGAUUUGGCUGGAGAUGGGUCUUUUAUGUCGGGGCGAUUGUGUCUGCAUUUCUUGCAGGGCUGCUCUUAUGCAUCAAAGAAUCCAGACCAUCCCUUCUCCUUGUCCGGGAAGUAGAAACCUUGCGCAAGCUGACCGGCAAUGAUUCUCUUAAAGCCCAGAACCCCGAUUAUAUGCCGGACCUGCGCACCUUUAUUCACCUCGGGCUCUUGCGACCACUCCGACUCUUUGUGACCGAACCUAUUGUAUUCAUCGUUACUAUGAUAUUUGGGGUGUGUGUUGCGUUGGUAUACCUCUUCACGGAAGCCCUUCCGCCCGUUUACGAGGCCUUUGGCUUUAGCACGGAUGAGGCGUCUCUUCCAUUCCUGGCCCUCGGUCUCGGCGUUAUUCCAAAUGCCUUGACCCGCAUCUUAGACUAUCGCAUCAUCCAGAAACGGCAAAAGGAAUGCGGCGUUCUCAAACCAGAACACAAGCUCACCGGGAUCUUCAUCGGAGCCCCGGUCCUCGCGAUUUCGCUCUGGUGGUUUGCGUGGACGAUUCCUCCCGAGGUGACCAACGUCCACUGGUUUGCUUCCGUUGCCGCCCUCUUCUUCACCGGAUAUGCGCUCAACGAAAUGGAGAUUGUGGUAACGGCGUACCUGGCGGAUAGUUAUCUCAGCUAUGCGGCUAGUGGAUUUGCCGCCCUCUCCAUCAUCCGAUCGCUUCUAUCGGCCGCAUUCCCUCUGUUUGGAAGCAAGAUGUUCGACGCACUGGGUGCCAACGUGGCAGUUUCCAUCCUUGCAGUGCUGGCAACGAUAUUUUGCAUCGUUCCACCACUCCUCAGUCGGUUUGGAGAGCGCAUGAGGAUGCGCAGUGCAUUCGCCAAGUACAGCCUGCAAGUGUAUGCGGAGAACGGCGUCGACCAGGACUUUCAGUAGUGUUGAUCAUAGAGAUACAGGGGGUCAGCGCAUACGACGAAUUAUAAAUGCUUACGCGAGAUUACGGCUUAUACACUUGAUUCAGAUAAGAACGAUACAACACAAAAUAAAUGGGG